AUGGGAGGAAUGAAAGAUGAGGCCCAAAGGAUAACAAUUCCUCCAUUGUUCCCAAGGGUUCAUGUAAAUGAUACUGGAAGAGGAGGCUUGUCUCAGCCAUUUGGUGGCAAAUCAAUGUCUCUCUGUAAACGUUCCACUCUUCCUUCUCCGACCAAAAAGAUCUCUGAUUCUCCUUCCACUCUCUCUCUGUCUCUUCCUCCACCACCCAACAGCACACAUCUUAUUGAUCGACCUGAAAAGAAUCAGUUUCCACCAAUCUGUAACACUUCUCCAGCAUCAAAGUUUCAUGGCAAGAUGAUUAAAAAAGGCAUGAAUUAUCCAAGUCCCAGAGGAUCAUCAGUUACUAAUACUAAGCAUAGUUCAAUAAAACAAAAUGAAUACCAUUUCAAGAACCUCACCAGCUUGGACUCUCUUAAAGUUCCUCCCGUUAUAAGCUCAGAAGCAGAUCCACAAGCAAACACAGAUUUGUCGCUCCAGUUUUGUAAUAUCAGUAGCAGCAAAGCUAGAGGAGAAGCUGCUGGUUCCAAAUCUGCCCUGAACAAUCUUCAAAUUCAAGAGUUACUUUUACAAGAAUCUUUGGAAGAUGAAAAAAGCCAGAAUGGGUCACAUAAUGUGAUGAAAGCUCAUUUGUCUAGAAGAAGAGCCCUUGAUGGAUCUAACGUUGAAACUCAAAAGAAGCCCAAAACUCUGCCUCCGCGAGAACAGGACGUCUCAGAGUGUUCUGCAAUAGACUCUUUGUCUGGUAUGAGUGCAGCUUCUAAUGAUGUUGCUAGAGUGAUAGGUGACAAGAGGUUUUGGAAGAUGAGAACUUACAUGAUCAAACAGCAGAAGAUCUUCUCGGCGCAGGUCUUUGAGCUACAUAGACUGAUAAUGGUUCAAAAAAUGGUUGCAAAAUCGCCAAACUUGGUUCUUGAAAGUAAGCUUAAUGGUGGAAAACGUGGUGCAAUGAGGUCAUCACAUUUGCUUGAAAUGGCUGCUUCAAAGGUUGAAAUACCAAACACAGAGAACCACAAACCUCUAAGCAAAGAAUAUACAGAGCAUAUGAAACCAAAGCUUCCUCUACCUUCCUUAAGCAAAGACCUCGUGGCUCCAAUUUGGCCACAACAGCUACUUCCUCCACCUGGAAACCAAUGGUUAGUUCCUGUAAUGUCUCCUUCAGAAGGUCUGGUCUAUAAACCAUACACAGGACCAUGUCCUCCUCCUUCUUCAGCUUUCAUGGUUCCAAUUUAUGGCCAAGAUUCGCUCGACACAGCAAUCAGGUUCCCUGUUUCUCCUCACUUUAGCCAAAGCUACUUCCCAGCGCCUAACGCGAUGACGACACUUGACCAGACAAACCUGUUUGGUCAGUUGCCAAGAUGGUCCAGCACAUCGAGCCACAUGACUCAAGCGAUUCCGUUUUCAUUAAAGAAGACGUCUCAAGGAUCUAAUGAAAGCACAGCUUCAAGUCCACCAGAGAAACAUAAGUUCGAUGUGCUUCCUCUUUUCCCUACAGAGCCUACUCAUCACACUGAUGAGUACAAGCAGAAACAGCAACCUCUGUUUCGCGCCAUUAAAGCCGUUCCUCAUAACUCAACAUCUGCCUCUGAAUCUGCUGCAAGAAUCUUCCGUUCCAUUCAGGAAGAAAGGAGGGACACCGAUUAUAUGAUUUGUUAG
Messenger RNA from Thlaspi arvense, 1653 nucleotides. The record is from the annotation of a GenBank genome assembly. Lineage: Eukaryota; Viridiplantae; Streptophyta; Magnoliopsida; Brassicales; Brassicaceae.